AGCUUUGUACGGUUAAUUAGCUUUUAUAAUGCAGGUUCUGUAGCAAUGCUAAUGUAUUUUCUGCAUGCUUCUUACUAGGUCUGCGCUGUAAGGUGAUCAAUGCGAAGAAAGAGGUGAGCUCACAAACGCAGUGAAAACGGGGCAGAAAGCAGUGACUGAUAACAUCCAGAAUCUCCAAAAAUUGCCCAUAGAUUUGGUUCCAGAAUGCUGCGAGAAGCUUCCACUACACUUCAAGAAUGGUUGGAGCAAUCCUGGCCUCAGGAUAAAAUCUAUCUUCAUACUGCCGUGGUUCUGAUCUGUGGUUCAACAGCAGCUUGUUUGGUACUGAAAUGGUUAGGCCAGAAAAGGAUUAAAAAACAAAUAGAAGAAACAAGAAGGCAAAGGGAUCGAGGCUUUAUAGAAAUGGAAAAAUCAGUGCAGACAUUUAAAAGCCAGAACCCUGGGUUACCAAGUGAUGAGAUCCUUUCUCUACCUCUGGUUGAACUGGUUGAAAAGCUGAAAGAAGACACUUUGUCUCCGGAUGUUGUCCUCUACACCUACAUGGAAAAGGCUUUAACAGUUACCAAGGAGGUGAAUUGUGUGCGCCAUUUUAUUCCAGAAUGUGAGCCCUUUCUUCAGCAACUGAAAACCCAGAAGGAAAAAGGUUUAUUGUAUGGGGUACCUGUCAGCAUCAAGGACCACAUUGCAUACAAGGGCCAUUUGACAACAUGUGGCUUUUCUCAUUUUCUUGAUGUGGAAGAAGAAGACAGUGUGUUGGUCAAGGUGUUAAAGAAACAGGGAGCAAAUCCAUUUGUAUUCACCAAUGUGCCACAAUCUUUAUUCAACUAUGACUGCAGCAAUGUAGUUUUUGGGCAGACUGUGAACCCUUUUGAUCAUAAGAGAACUCCAGGGGGUUCAUCUGGAGGGGAAGGGGCUCUAAUUGCUGGAGGAGGCUCCAUUUUGGGAUUUGGAUCAGAUUUGGGUGGAAGUAUCCGUCUACCCUCCAGCUUCUGUGGUCUUUGUGGGCUGAAGCCAACCGCAGGUAGAUUGAGUGUUUCUGGAGUAAAGGAGCCUUUUCAUCUUCUGUUAAUUUUAGGAACAAUAGGACCAAUGGCAAAGGAUGUGGAUAGCCUUGCUCUGUGUAUGAAGGCUCUCUUAUGUGAUUACAUGUUCCAGCUGGAUCCCACUGUGCCACCUAUGCCAUUCAAUGAAGAGAUUUAUUCAAGCUCUACACCUCUACGGAUUGGGUAUUAUGACACAGAUGGCUACUUCUUGCUCCCACCCUGCAUGAGAAGGGCUGUGCAUAAAACCAGGAAGCUUCUCCAGGAAGCUGGACAUACACUAGUUCCCUUCAACCCACCUUCUGUGGAUUAUUUUAUCGAUGAAAUUUAUCUGAGAGGUGCUUUUGGAGAUGGAGGCUCAAGUUUGUUGGCCUUGUUUCAAAAAGACAUAGUGGAUCCAGCUUUGAAAGAACAAGUGAAAAUCCUUAAAAUCCCAACGUUGGUGAAGAAAGUUUUGGCCAAGUUCACCAAGAUCUGGUUUCCCCGACUGGCUGGGCACCUGGACGCAUUGUGUGGAGUGAGGAAUGUGAAGGACCUAUGGGAGAUCCAUAAUGAAUUGAUGGUCUAUCAGAAAAAGUUUAUUGAGCAUUGGAAAAAAGACAAGCUUGAUGUUGUCCUGUGCCCAGUUCUGGGCCCCGCCUUCUUUCUUGGAUAUCCUUCAAAAAUACUUGCAGCUAUCUCUAAUACCAUGCUGUACAAUGGUUUGAAUUUCCCUGCUGGAGUUGUACCUGUCACCACAGUUACAGAAGCCGAUGAAGAAGAGCUGGCACAGCACCGAGGAAUCUAUGGUGACUACUGGGAUAGGAUCCUGAAACAGGCAGUCAAAGAUGCUGUUGGACUUCCUGUGGCAGUUCAAUGUGUAGCUUUACCAUGGCAGGAGGAAUUAUGCCUUCGGUUCAUGAAAGAAGUUGAGAUGCUGUCUAACAAAGAGCAACAGAAGAAAGUCCUUUGAAUCUGAGAGGCAAGUUGCAGAUCAAUGAUGCAUCUGGACUUAUAAAAAUGAUAGAAUAUCAAGGAAUGUCUGACACAAGUUUGAUCCCAGAAUAUUCAUUGUUCGGUCAAAGGGGUCAUCUUUUGAAUAAAUUAUUCACCUCUGCAAA
Molecule: messenger RNA, 2140 nt
Organism: Pseudonaja textilis
Lineage: Eukaryota; Metazoa; Chordata; Lepidosauria; Squamata; Elapidae
Product: vitamin D3 hydroxylase-associated protein-like
Biological process (GO): fatty acid catabolic process
Molecular function (GO): fatty acid amide hydrolase activity; amidase activity
Source: RefSeq, a predicted model, not a curated record